Messenger RNA from Solea senegalensis (Senegalese sole), 5434 nucleotides. RefSeq names its product leucine-rich repeat transmembrane protein FLRT2. The transcript is spliced from 2 exons. The record is from RefSeq and is a predicted model, not a curated record. The coding region runs from base 722 to 2758 and encodes 678 amino acids. Gene Ontology annotation, molecular function: protein binding. Lineage: Eukaryota; Metazoa; Chordata; Actinopteri; Pleuronectiformes; Soleidae.
UGGACCUCAUACCGCGGGCUUCUUCAUGUCCGCCUCUCGCCCCCUGGAGGCAACGCAGCUGCCCGGGACUCUGUCGCGGUAAAUGUGUUCAGUGGAGGAGGAGGAGGGGGGGGGAGAUGUCGCGCGGUUGAAAGCUGUUGACCCGAACUUCCUUUUAUUUUUCUGGACACUUGAGUUAGAAAAGAGCACAUUUCAUCAUAAUGCUCCGUUUUCACACUACCGACGAACCAAUUGAGAGCAGCCCCGUGUGGAAACGGCGUCCAGGAGGCAGAGUUGAGUGUGAAGCAGUCCGAACACGGGACAGGACCAGGAAACCUUCAUGUGGUGUAGCAAAGGUUUCUGGAUCCAAAUGUCAAGGACAAGAGACUCUUUUUCUUUCGGAACCACCAGUGUGUGACGUAAACGGGAAAGGACAUCUCAUGAUGACUCUCAUCAAUGUGUCAGUGUUGAGUGAAUAAAGCGCUAUAUCUGAAGGUAAAAGGAGAGACCGUGUGAAAAUAUGGUUAACUUAACAUAUGUUUCAAACCUCAACAAUCGUCAGAGUCUGCUGAAGGACCUGCAUUUUUUAAUGAGACUGUUGGUCUUGUGUUGGAACACUUUGGACAAUUGUUACUAAGGGAUUACUUCAGACCUGAUACCAGGCUAUUUAGCCAAAAUGUAAUGACUUUUUUGCUGGAAUUUUCAAAGAACAGUUGUUUUUUAAACUUUUGUUUAUGAUUUUAUGUACUUUUUGGAUCUGUUUGAAAUGGAGAUACAGUGCCGUUUAUGGAAUAAGGACUGGGCCACCUUUAUAAGGCCAUGGAUACCUAUACUGUUAGGCCUUCACCUUCAGUUCUCACGCGCCUCCAACUGUCCUGAGGAGUGUCGCUGUGAUCGCACCUUCAUUUACUGCAAUGAACGGAGCCUGACCUCAGUGCCUCUAGGAAUUGGUGAGGGUUAUAAGACCCUCUACCUCCACAACAACCAAAUCAAUAAUGCUGGGUUUCCUGUGGAGCUCCACCAUGUUGCUUCUGUGGAAACUGUGUAUAUCUAUGGCAACCAGCUGGAUGAAUUCCCCAUUAAUCUGCCCAAAAAUGUGAGGGUUCUACAUCUGCAAGAAAACAACAUUCAGACUAUCUCCAGAGCGGCUUUGGCUCAGCUUCUUUGGCUGGAGGAGCUUCAUUUGGAUGAUAACUCCAUUUCGACUGUAGGGGUGGAAGAAGGGGCCUUUCGUGAGGCGAUUAGCUUGAAGAUGCUCUUCCUUACCAAAAACCACCUCAGCAGUGUGCCUAUCGGUCUCCCAGAUGAUCUCAAAGAGUUGCGAUUGGAUGAGAACAGAAUUGCAGUCAUCGCAGAGGAGGCUUUCAGUAAUGUCACAAGGCUAGAGCGCCUCCUGUUGGAUGGAAACCUUUUGACAGAUGAAGGGAUCGCACCAGGGACCUUCAAGGAUCUGAUCACUCUAAGAGAACUGUCCCUGGCCCGCAACUCACUCACAUACCCUCCUCCAUUCCUCCCUGGGGAGGUGCUCGUCAAGUUAAACUUUCAGGAAAAUCAGAUAAACUACAUCCCUGUCAGGUCAUUUGUAGGGUUGCACAAGUUGGAGAGACUGGAUAUUUCAAACAACCAGUUGCAGUCUCUGACACAGGGUGUCUUUGAUGGUCUUGUCAGCCUGAGACAGCUCACUGUACGGAAUAACCUUUGGUUAUGCGACUGUAGUAUCAAGUGGGUGGUGUCGUGGCUUAAAUCUCUGCCUCCCUCACUCAAUGUGCGUGGUCUCAUGUGCUAUAAACCGGAAAAGUUACGGGGAAUGGUGAUCAGGGAGCUGAGCGCGGAGCUGGUCCAGUGCCAGAGCACAAAGACAGAACCCUUCUCCACCUCAGCAACUGAUUCUCUGCUGAUCCCGUCCUUGUCACCUUCAGCAGACCCCACUGUCAUCACUCAUGUUUCCUCCUUCACCAGGAAACCCUUCCCCAUAUUACCCACCCUCUACUCUGUCUAUACAACCAGAGAGGGAGCACUGAGGACUAAACAACCUAUUCAUCCCCGGAGAGACACAGUACAGGUUACAUUUGCCAUACUGAAUGGCUCAGCUAUCCACGUCAGCUGGGAGGCGGCCUUUCCUGUCACUGCCUACAAGGUGACGUGGGCCAGGAUGGGCCCCAGUCUGACAGGGGACACUGUCAGAGAGAGAAUAGUGGGUGGGGAUCACCGUGGAAUCCGCCUGGCUAAUCUCGAGCCAAAAUCCACCUAUCGUAUCUGUGUCAUUCCCUUGGAUGCAUUUAAUAAUUACCGGCCAAAAGAUGACACUGUGUGCUCUAUAGCCAUGACCACACCAGCAUCCUUCAGCCGUGACAAUAACAAAAAUCUGCCAGGGCCGGAGCAGGCCACACAAAAAGAACCCAGCUCAUCUUUGUUGCUGGCUGGGCUGAUCGGUGGGGCUGUGACUCUGGUCCUGAUCAUUCUCCUCAGCAUUUUCUGCUGGCAUGUGCACAAGAAAAGCCACUCCAAGUCUUCUACCAAGUGGAAAUAUAACCGGGGUCGGAGAAAAGAUGACUACUGUGAGGCAGGCACCAAGAAAGAUAAUUCUAUUUUAGAAAUGACCGAGACCAGCUUUCAAAUAGUCUCACUCAACAAUGAGCAGCUCCUCAAGGGAGAUUUGCACAUUCAGCCUAUUUACACACCUAAUGGGGGCACUGGCUUCAGAGACUGCCCCCUGGGAGACAACAGCACAGUCUACUGCAAGAACAAUGUUCAACAUGCAGAAUUGUGUUGCACAUGAUAGUUUUAGGGAGCAUCAGGAACAUUUUUACUGACUACUACCCUCACUUUACUGGACACUGUACAGUGUUAAUAUAAUUUUAACCCUCUGUGGCUUCAAGAAAUGUAAUUUAUACAAGUUGCUGGAUGUAUCUUUUAUACAAACAAGAUUUGUUUUUAAGCUAUUAAAUUGUGGGGUUGUCUAGUUGGCGUCCUGUGCAGGAUCCACACUGUAGGUGGAUUAUAUAUUGUACUGAAACCAGGUUGUCUUUCUUUCUGUAUGACUCGUUCAGACCUGAUAUUAAUACCUGUCCUGAGUGAUCUGAUCAUGUCUAAAUAAGUGUUUCCCAAACUUUACCACUUUUUAAAGACUAAAACUAUCAUGAUCCAAAUAAUAUAAAUUAAUCUGUGCAUAAUUGAGAAAGUAAUUUACAGCCAUAUCUGUAAUAUCUAGCGUAAUUUUGCAUUAGUGAGCCUAAAGAUGUUUGGUAAAUUUAUUUAAAAUAAAUAAAUUAAGAUUUCAUUUUAUGCAUAUUAUUUAAAACAUACAUGCAUCUUCACCCUUAAGGUUAAGAAAGUUUUACAAGUCUGUUUGGGGACCCAAAAAAAUCCUCUGCUGUCCCAUCAUUGGGUCUUGACCCAGUCUUUCAGAACUGGUCAAGAUUAUGCUUUGUACUGGAAUGAAUGCUCCUUAUCCAUUCUGAAUAUGUCAUCAGAUCUGAUCACAAGAUACACAUGUGGAGGUGGUUUGAGGAAGCAUGUGGACACUUUCCUGAGCCAAAUGAAUGAUUAGAUGACCUAUUAAAGAAAAUCUUACCACAAUAUACUUUCAAACAAAAUAUCUACUGUUUAUGAUCUGUAUUACAUUACCUAAGAAACCACUUAUGACCUUUCCAUCGUCUUUAUCCCCCACCAGAGGGUACCUGCUUUAUUUCUUUGGCUUUUUAAUGUUAAAUGAAGGACAUUAACAUGUGAUAUGUCCAAAAUCUAAGAACAUAUCUUGUCUCAUGUCACCAUAUAGAUAUAAUGUCCAUCUAAUUUGUAGUGACCGACACAUCAUACACAGCAAUUGUCACUAUUCCUUUUCACUAUGGUUAAUUUCAUGUUACUUGCACAGAAAUAAAUAUAGAGUAUUUGAAUAUGAUGCAAAAUGAGUGUACAGUCGUACUGAAAACUGCACACGGGAUCGGAUCACCAAGGCCAGAUUUUAAAACCAGGUCCGAACAAAGCCUAUAAGAGGAGAAAAGAGUCUACCACACCCCUGCCACAAUGACCAGUAGAGGGCAUAUUUUCUGGAAAUGUAUGUUUUUAAUCAAGUCAUCAUAGUAAUAUGGCACAUUUGCAUAAUUACACCCAUAUUAAAUAAAGAAAUGCUGAUCAUUAGACCUCAGUUGUAGGAAGAAUACAUAAUUUGAUGCAAAUGGAAUUCCUCCAUUUCAGAAGGAAAUGUAAAGGUCACCCUCAUUAAACGUACAGGAAGUGACAGGCCACCGAGCUUUUAGCUACUAUUCAAGUUGAAUUCAUGAUCACAGUUUAGGGAUCGUGCCAUUAUCACAAGUUAUGUUUUAUGGUGGGAUGCCAUCAUUUGUAUGUAAAAAUCCAUUAAUCAAUGUACACCCACACACACAUCAGUGAUGUCACAAGUAUUGCAUUAAUCAUUGUGAUUAAAUUCUAACUAUUCAAACUUUAAGCAGUUGAAGGGACACCACCAUGGGAUUCAGACACUCGCUUUCACUGAAUACAUGUCUGCCGGGAGGGACAGAAGGGAACACUGAUUUUAGCCAGUUAACAAAAGGCUUGCUUAAUAAUAUCUUCACCUGUAAAGUUCUGACAUUGUGCUGGGCGGUAUGACAAAAAAUGUAUAUCACUGUAUUUUUUUAAAUUGCAGCAGUUUCAUGGUAUGCAAUGGUAUUUUUAUAUACAUGAGCAUGAGUGAGUGCUCCAGCUAGAGAGAGGCGCAAUUGAGUUGAGAGUGUUUGUGUUGUUGGUACUGUGACUUGUGUUUUCUGCUAAGGCGGUGGAAGAAAUUGCUCAUUCCUUAGUUACUACCUCACAAAAUGUAUAACGUACUAGAGAUCAAGACUCGAGUAAAAGUACAAGUACUCUAUCAAAAAGUGACUUCAGUAGAAGUCGAAGUGUUCUUAAAGCACCACACUUAAGUGGAAGUACUAAAGUAUUCAACAUUUGUUGUACUUAAGUAUUGCAAGUAGUUUAUUUUAAAAAUGUAGUACUUAAGUGCUGAAAGUAAAAGUACAAUUAUUGUGUUAUGUAGUUGUUACCCAUUUAAAAUUGAGAAUAGGUUGAGUUUCUUUCGGCCCCAAGGCCUCUAAUCAUACGCUGGACCGACCAUUCAGUUGGUCCAUGUACACCACAAUCACUUGAAGAAGUUAAAGGUGGUGUUUCUGGUUCUUCUUCCAUCUCGAAAAUAACCUUUAAACUAGCAAUUUAAGUGUUCUCCAUGCAGGCAGGCAAGCAGUGAAAGGCGGAACAACAGCAUGCGCUGUCUCCUUGUCGACAGAUUCGUAAAACAAUUUUGUAAUUGUAAUGUAGCACAUGAAAAAUGUAUCGGAGUAAAAAUAUCAAACUCAACGGAAAUAUGUAAUAAAGUAGGAGGAAAAAUACUCCAGUAAAGUAAAGUACAGAUACAGUGGAAUACUUCUACUUCUAUACAUCUCUGCGUCCACAGUUACCUCUUCAG